GAGAGAGGCGCAGGAUGCUGCCAAGGACCAGGGCAAGGCUAAGAAAGAAGAGCCUGAGGAGGAGGCUGACAUGAAGGCGGUUGCCACCUCGCCGGAUGGCAGAUUCCUAAAGUUUGAUAUUGAACUCGGGCGGGGAUCCUUCAAAACGGUCUACAAGGGUCUGGACACGGAGACGUGGGUGGAAGUCGCGUGGUGCGAACUGCAGGACCGAAAACUCACAAAAGUAGAGAGGCAGAGAUUUAAAGAGGAAGCAGAAAUGUUGAAAGGUCUACAGCACCCAAAUAUCGUGAGGUUUUAUGACUUUUGGGAAUCCUGUGCAAAAGGCAAAAGAUGCAUCGUGCUGGUAACUGAGCUGAUGACCUCUGGAACGCUGAAGACGUAUCUGAAGAGAUUUAAAGUGAUGAAACCUAAAGUCCUGCGCAGUUGGUGUCGGCAAAUCCUGAAGGGUCUUCUUUUCUUGCACACAAGAACUCCACCAAUAAUUCACAGAGACUUGAAAUGUGAUAAUAUUUUUAUUACUGGACCAACUGGAUCUGUGAAAAUAGGAGACUUGGGUCUGGCAACACUCAAGAGAGCUUCAUUUGCCAAAAGUGUCAUAGGCACACCAGAAUUCAUGGCCCCCGAAAUGUAUGAGGAACACUACGAUGAAUCUGUUGAUGUCUACGCAUUUGGAAUGUGCAUGCUGGAAAUGGCUACCUCAGAAUACCCUUACUCAGAAUGCCAGAAUGCUGCUCAAAUCUACCGAAAAGUAACCUGUGGUAUAAAGCCAGCAAGCUUUGAGAAAGUUACUGAUCCUGAAAUUAAGGAGAUAAUUGGGGAGUGCAUCUGCAAAAACAAAGAAGAAAGAUAUGAAAUUAAAGAUUUAUUAAGCCAUGCCUUUUUUGCUGAAGAUACUGGGGUAAGAGUGGAACUUGCGGAAGAAGACCAUGGUAGGAAAUCCUCUAUUGCCUUAAGACUCUGGGUAGAAGAUCCUAAGAAACUGAAAGGAAAACCCAAAGAUAAUGGAGCCAUUGAGUUUACUUUUGAUCUGGAGAAGGAAACUCCUGAUGAUGUUGCACAAGAAAUGAUUGACUCGGGGUUUUUCCACGAGAACGAUCUCAAGAUCGUGGCCAAGUCCAUCCGUGACCGCGUGGCGCUGAUUCUCUGGCGGAGGGAGCGCAUCUGGCCCAGGAUGCAGGUGGAGGAGCGCCGCGACUCGGAGGGUGUGGACAAGCUCAAGGCCCCGCAGGCACAGCAGGUCCAGGUCACCUACCUGUCCCACACGGGCCACCACAUCCUGUCGGAGCCCGAGGAGCCAGAGGCGGACCAGCACCCCUUCCAGCAGAACCUGCCCACCAGCGUCACCUCUGUCGCCUCUGACAGCACGUUUGACAGCGGCCAAGGCUCCACGGUUUAUUCAGACUCACAGAGCAGCCAGCAAAGUGUCAUCUACUCGUCCCUGCCAGACGCUGUCCCUCCUGCCAUCCAGAGGGUGUACAGCCCCCCACUGAGUGAGGGCCAGCCUGUGCCCCACAGCCUCCCCCAGCUCGGCCACUACCAGCAGCCCUCAGCACCUGUCCUGCCCACGGUGCCGGCUGCACCCGCCGUGGUGUCCCAGCACUACCAGGAGCCGGCGCUGCCGUUCUCUGUGGUCCCCAGCACCGUGGCCCCACUACCACUGGGGCAGCCGCCACCGCCCGUGCUGGCCAGCCAGCAGCAGCCCAUCUCACAGGCAGCAUCCCUGCAGCAGGUGCUCAGCGGCCAGCCUGUGUGCCCUCUGCCACCAGCCCCCCACCUGCUGCCACCGUUCCCGGGGCAGGGCUCGCAGGUGCCCGCUAGCAGCACCUCCCUGAAGCCCCUGCAGAUCCCCACCGUGCCACAGCUCCCGCCUGUGGCCCCGUCCCAGAUUCCUCAGUUUCCUGUCAUUCCUGCAAUUACUCCUCUGGCAGGGCUUGACAGCCUUCCUCCGAACCUGUCUGACAUCCCUGCUGCAAACGUGCCCCCCAUUCCUGCUCCCUCCCAGUACUUUGCUCCAGCCGUGAUCCUGCCCAGCCUGCCCAUGAACCCCGCGCUGCCCAUGGCACCCAACUCCCCCGCCCUGCCCAUGCAAGCCGUCAACCUGCCUCACACCACCGUGGCUUCUCUGGUUCUGCCCUGCCAGCCCAUCGUGCCAAACAUGCCGGCAGCCACCAUCCCCCUGCUGGCGGUGGCUCCGCCGGGGGUGCCGCCGCUGCCGCCGCAGCCCGUGUUCCAGCCCGCCUUCCAGCCGCUGCUGCCCGGUGACGCGCAGGGCUCCCAGCCCGUGGCCCAGCCGCCGCCGGCAGCCCUGCAGCCCAGCGUCCUCCACCCUCCCGAGCCAGCUCACCAGGUAAGUGCGCCACACGGUGCUCCGGGCUGCAGCUCUCUUGUGUUGCAGCCCAUGCCUGGACACACUCAGUUUGCUCUGGAAGCUGGAGCCCAGGUGCCUGUGCUGCCGGGGCAACCCUCCAUGGUCAUGUCACCGCCGUUGCAGCUGCAGUCGGAGCUGGUGCCGCCCUGCGUCCCUCCUGACGGCGUUCCCCAGGUCCAUGGCAGCCUUGCCACGGCUGCCCCACCUGUCCCCAUAGAGCCCGGCCUGCCUCUCCAGCCCUCUGCUGUGCUGCAGCUCCAGCCUGAUCUUUCCCAGCCACUGGGCCAGCAGCUCCCAGCUCCCUGCUCAGCUGUCGCAGCAGGCGCAGAGACAUCUCAAGAGGAACAGGCAAUACAGGACAAACUCCAAGCUCUGUCCCAGAGUUGCGAAAGCUACAUGAGUCCAGAUGUUGCUUCUGGUAAAGAGUUGAGUGACAGCUUGGAUGGAGCAACAGGAAGUGGAAAGCAAGAAGGAAAGUCUUCAAAGAAGCAUAAGAAAUCCACACGUGCUCGUUCACGCCAGGAGAAGUCCAGUAGACCCAAACUGACCAUAUUAAAUGUGUGUAACACAGGGGAUAAGAUGGUGGAGUGCCAGCUGGAAACCCAUAACCACAAAAUGGUGACGUUCAAGUUUGACUUGGAUGGUGAUGCACCGGAGGAAAUUGCUACUUACAUGGUGGAGAAUGAAUUCAUCUUGCAAAGUGAAAAAGAGACUUUUAUUGAGCAAAUGAAGGAUAUCAUUGAUAAAGCAGAAGAUAUGCUCAGUGAGGAUACAGAAGGAGAGCGAAGUUCUGACCAGGGAACAAGUCCCCAACAGGAUUCUGAUAGACUGGAAAUGAGUGAGGAGAAGCGUCAGUCUCAAAUAAAGACACCUGUGUAUCAGCAAAAUGUUUUGCAUACUGGAAAAAGGUGGUUUAUUAUAUGUCCAGUGGUGGAAAACCCUGCUACAGAUGCCCCUGACUUUUCUCCCCCGGUGCCUCCCAGUGCCCAGCAGACAGAAGGGCCAGACCCAGAGCAGUCGGAUGACAAGCUGGUGAGCUCUGCAGUGACUGAGGCGCUCGGGGUUGGGGUUAGCCAGCAGUUUCCCCUGCACACAGGGAUCAGUGACAGCCCCCUUGGAGCCACCUCGUCCUUGGCACCAGCUCCUGCUGCAGCAGCUCCUGCCAGCAUAGCAAGCCAGCCAGAGUUCCUAGCCCCAGCGUUGUUGGUGUCCGCCCCAAGCGUCGCGGAGCCCGCGGCAGCUGGCGGGGGCCAGCCGGAGUACCCCCAGCCCGGCCCCCUGGCCCCCCAAGCUGUGGGGCUUGAGGAACCCCCCGACACCCCGGCCCCGCACCUGCAGCCGCAGCCAGACAAGCUGGCACGCGUGCCCGACGUGGAGAUGGUGUGCUGCAGCCUUGGGCUGGAGCGGCAGCCGGUGCCGCAGGGGCCGUGCCUGCCAGAGGGCGGCCAGCCCGGUGCAGGGUCCUUCGGCAGCCAGCCCUUCCCCGCGGCUGCUGGCCCCGACGCCCUGGCCUUGGUGGGGUCCCAGCUCCAGAGCCCCACGCAGGUGCCGCUGGCCACGUCCCAGCAGGUGACGAUGGCACAGGGUGGCACGGGGAUGGCUGGGGCAGGGGUCAGUCUGCUCCAGCAGCAGAACCCCCCUGGCACCGCUGAGUCCGACAGCGAGGGACCUCCCAGGGUGGACUUUGUGGACAACACAAUUAAAAGCCUUGAUGAGAAGCUGCGCAAUUUGCUGUACCAGGAAUAUGUUCCAACUUCUUCGGCAUCAGCAGGGACCCCGGACAUCUCUGUGCCACCUGAACAGGGUGACGGUGAAUUUACCUUACCACCUUUUCCUGAAGAGCAAACUCCUGCCACGGUGUUGGAUGGGAGAGAACCAGGCUACAGCGUCCCGGACACUGGACAGGAGGUGAAAGCUGCUGCUAAGCCACUGCUGCCCCUUGUGCCCCCAGAGGCCUUGCCCUGCCCACUGCUGUUGGACAAGCUGGAAGUCACUGGUGUGAGUGCUCAUCCCUCAGAGGCAAGAGGUGGGUCAGCAGGUGGAACAGGUCCAGCCACAAGCAUCACUUCAGCUCCUGCUGCUCCAGCAAAAGGCCUUCAGCUCUCUUAUUUUCUCCAGGUUGCACCUCCAUCAUCAGGCACAGUUCCACAGAUGGAGGCUUUCCAGAGCAGUGAGGAGGCAGAGAGGACGGCUUUGCCUGUGCAUGCGGAGAGUGUGACGCAGCGAGCAAAAGCAGAUGGGGCGAUAAAUAACUUCCACAGGGAUGGCUCUCCCUGCUCUGGUUCCUAUGGAAAACAGGCUGGGGCUCAGGAGAGCGUCAUGCCAGCCAAAACCAUUGGCAGGUUUUCAGUUGUCAGCAUGCAGGAUGAAUUAACUUUAGCGGCACCGCACUGCCUGAGGUUCUCAGCGCCCCCAGACGUGUACCUGGAUGAGCUGCCCUCCAGCCCCGACAUGAAGGCUGCUGUCCGCAGGGUCCAGACGGCCUCUUCCGUGGACGUCCUGUGCGACCAGGCCUCGAGCGACUCGGCCGACGAGCCUUUCCCACGGCAGCCGGUGGCUGCAGCUGCACAGCUCUCCCCCCCAAGCAGCAGCACAGCUACGGAUUUAAUUAAAAAAGCAGCUGCUUUUCUGCAGAGGUCUGGCAAAGGUGGCUCCCCCGGCCCAGAGUCACCCAACGGGCAAGGUGCGAAGAUUCCUACCAUCAACAUCACGUCCUUCCACUCACAGUCGUCAUACAUGAGCAGUGACAAUGACUCAGAGUUUGAAGAUGCUGAUAUGAAGAAAGAAUUGCAGAACCUGAGAGAAAAGCAUAUGAAAGAGAUCGCUGAGCUGCAGACGCAGCAGAAGAAUGAGAUAGAGGCACUGUAUAUUCGGCUGGGGAAACCCCUUCCUCCCAACCUGGGCUUCCUUCACUCUGCCCCACCGAGUGGCCGGCGCCGCAGAACCAGCAAAAACAAAUUGAAAGCUGGAAAACUCUUAAACCCUCUGGUCCAGCAGCUCAGGAGUGGAACAUCAAGCACAAGUAACCUUUCAGACUCUAAAGACUCGCCCCACAAAGAGAGCAGUAACUCUCAGCCCGGCUCCCCUGAAGUGGCCGCGGUGCCUCCUGGCUCAGCCCCCGCCGUAGGCAAGGCUGUGCAGACCCAGCAGCCCUGCUCUGUCAAAGCCUCUCUGUCCUCUGACAUCUGCUCCGGCCUGGGCCCCGACACAGCCGACGCCAACGCAAGCUCUGGCCAAGGCUGGACGGUUUUCCACCAAACGUCUGAGAGAGUGACCUAUAAAUCUAGUAGCAAACCUCGUACCAGAUUCCUCAGUGGACCUGUGUCUUUGUCCAUCUGGUCCACCUUGAAACGACUAUGUCUAGGCAAAGAUCACAGUAGUAGAUCCUCGACCAACAGUCUGGUGACGUGUCCCGAGCCCCUCCCACAGUCGACGCUGCAGGUUCAGGCCAACAACAGUAACAACAAGAAAGGGACGUUCACAGACGACCUGCACAAGCUGGUGGACCAGUGGACGAGCAAAACUGUUGGAGCUGCACAGACAAAACCUUCUUUAAACCAACUGAAGCAGAACCAAAAAAGGCAAGACAUGGAGCCAAAGGCUAACCCCAUGCAAACACAGAAUGAGACAUGUGGAGUAAAUUCGGUAAGGACAGGACUGGGGACCAAGUGCCCUGUUCCGCUGGCUUGCUCCAUGCCCACGGGAUUAGCUCCUGGAGCUGCACCGUCCCUGCCAGUGCCCGUGCCAGUUUGUGCUCCAGGUGGCACGGACACCUCUCUUCUGUUCGAAAGUUGCUUUUUGCCCAUUUUACUGCGCAUAGAGCCUCCACCUGCACCUCAGUGUAAAGGCACACGGUAA
This is a messenger RNA of Sturnus vulgaris (Common starling), 6226 nucleotides long. NCBI's taxonomy places the organism in Eukaryota, Metazoa, Chordata, Aves, Passeriformes, Sturnidae. The record is from RefSeq and is a predicted model, not a curated record.